CGCGAGGGCUGCUGAGGCUGAGCUUCGGGCGCUUCGCGUGCAGAUGAUAGGCGUGUGAGCGCGGGCCGCUGUUACUCUUCACUGGACACCCAUGGUGAAUCGCUCAUGGGGUCUGAACGAGUGAAGAUGGGGAAACGUCCACCGCAGGAUGCUGUAAAUGCCACUCAGGCACAGAAUAUGCCCCCCAACAUGCUGGGAAGUGUGAACACGCAGACCCUCGGCUGGCUCAACGCUCCACCAAACGCCUGCUGCUUCUGCUGGUGCUGCUGCUGUAGCUGCUCUUGUCUGACGGUACGAUCUGCAAAGGAGGAAAGGAUUCUGACGACAAUCUCAGAAAAACAAGACAAGGUCAAUAUUGACCACAUGCCUCCGCUAACGUUGGAGGAGGUGCGUUCUUGGGGAGAGUCUUUUGAGCGGUUAAUAAAGAGCGCACAAGGCCGCGCACUCUUCCAACAGUUUCUCAAGACUGAGUUUAGCGAAGAGAACCUGCUGUUCUGGCUCGCCUGUGAGGAACUGAAGAAAGAGACCAACAAAACCGUGGUGGAACAGACUGUGAAACAAAUAUAUGAGGACUACGUCUCUAUACUGUCACCGAAAGAGGUAAGCCUGGACUCGCGUGUGCGAGAAGUGAUCAACAGGAACAUGCAGGAACCUUCCUCGAGCACGUUUGAUGAUGCGCAGCAGCAGAUAUACACGCUCAUGCAGCGGGACUCCUACCCACGAUAUAUGAACUCCAGCGUGUAUGCAGACCUCAUGAUCAGCCUUGAACAACCCAAGGACUCCUAACACACACAGGCACACAAGAUCUAGAAAUCAGAAAUGGGCUAUAGUAGGAAUAGUUCACCCUAAUAUUACAAUUGGGUCAUUAUAACCCUCAUGUCGUUCCAAACCCUGUUGUGUGAUGUUAUUUGUUACCGUGGACCAUGCAUCUGUUGAUUACGUCGGUCAUGCUUCAAGACGAGCAAGAAGAGUGAAAAAACCCCAAAUGCAACUGGUUUGGAACAGUAUAAGUCGGUGUAAAUGUCCAAAUUUUCAUCUUUGAGUGAACUAUUCUUUUAAUACACUUCCCUGAAGCCCUAAUAGACUCCUGAAACACGUAAUCAUAUGUCAUAUAAAGUUUUAACUAUUUAAAAAGUUGUUGCAUUUUUCAUAGGUUUUCUCAAACGAAGAAUAUAUUCUGCUAUUUCUGCCUGUGCUGUGUCCAUGCACUUCAAAUGGCAGAACCGUAAUUGUGCCUUGCCUCACAGACUAGGAUAGGCUAGAAAAAUGACACUGCUCAGAGUCAGACAAGUGUCAUUAAAGACUGGUGCUGUCAAGUAGUUUCAGAUUCGAUGAUUUACAAUUUCAAUGUGAAAUAAUCAACACAAGUCUUACUUAUACACACACACCAACACUGAAAUCCAUUCACACAGAUCAACUGAACUCAGCUCCGUGCUGGCAUAUCUUCUAUUUAUGACGUAAUGCAUGUUUUUAAAUGCAGUGAUUGCAUUUGAUACAUUUGUGUAUACCGGAUAAGCUGUACAAAUACAUUUAUUAAACAAUAAAGCACAAAUAAGUGAAAACGGUUAGUUUUUGGACGGUUGUUCAUUUUCGUCUUCUAAAAUGAACAACUAAUGCAAAGGACAGUGUGGCAGGGCGGAGGGCGUGGCCGGGUCGUGAUCCUACACACCCGGUCCCGUAUUAGGCUAAUUAAGCCUCCGUGAGGGAUAAAGGUCGACUGCAGAGGAUCGUGCGUUAGAGAGAGAUCGUUUACGGACAUGCCCGUCAUGUGUGUGUUUAUGUUG
This is a messenger RNA of Xyrauchen texanus (razorback sucker), 1784 nucleotides long. RefSeq names its product regulator of G-protein signaling 20. The transcript is spliced from 5 exons. The coding region runs from base 106 to 786 and encodes 226 amino acids. NCBI's taxonomy places the organism in Eukaryota, Metazoa, Chordata, Actinopteri, Cypriniformes, Catostomidae. The record is from RefSeq and is a predicted model, not a curated record.